CUGUACAUCAUUGCAAUGGCGGCGUCUCGGCGUUCCAAAUUUCCUUCUUCUGCUAGCUUAUACAGGCGUUCUCAUUUAGAUAGCCUGCACAUAUCGUAUGAUCGUGCAACUGAUCGUGCUGAUGAUGAAACCGACCCGCCACAGGCCCAGCAUCUGUACCAGUGGUUUUUCAAGCGUAUUGGCCAGAUCAAACCCGAGUCGUAUGAAGUUGAACCGAGCAACACUAUCUGGUGGCAAGAAUUAGAUUUAUAUGUCUCUAACAAGCAAACUGGAUUUGCCACAGGAAAACUUGUUGGCUUUGACAAAACAUCCUGCAGCAGACUUCAGGACAUUUUUCGCAGCAGAGCCAAGGGCCGUGCUUCUGACGAAAGUGAUAACAGUUUUCUGAAGGGAUUGCUCAACACUCUUUCGGAUGCCAGGAGCAGUGCAGUUGCAAGUCGAGGUGUUUCAUUCAAUAGAGACAAGUACGAGAGUCUUGGGAAAGUCAUUAGGUUCAUGGAAAAUCUAGAUAUGAUGAUUCGCAAAAUGGUCGUGGAUAGUAGUGAGGCUCCAAAUAAAGCAGCAUUUGUAAAUCUCUUUGAACGCUUUGCAUAUUUGUGUGAACUGGACAUAAGUCCUGGUUAUGUGAAAACUCGAAAAAUGAAUGUGUUGGGAACUCAAGUGACAUCAUCGCCAGAUGUUCAAUUUGGAAAGAUAUAUGAAGAAAAUGGAUUUCUGGUUAUCACAGUCGACGAGUUUAAACCAGGGCAGAAGGAUGAAUUUGAAGACUCUGAGUCUGAGGGAUGCAAACCACCGCUUCGAACACGGAAGCGUAAGGUCACUGAUGAGGAACAAGAUGAAGUGGAGGAGAGAUCAAAAAAAUCCAAAGUAAAUGAUGAAGGAGAAGAAUCUAUCAAAGGCUAUGGAAGCAAGCUUCAAGGACAGCAUGGUGCUGAGCUAUUGCUUGAGCUACCCUUUACGGCCUUGCGCGAGUUUGGGCACCAGGACCGUGUGUUCGGAUUUGUCGUUCAAGCCACAAUGGUACGACUUACUUGCCUUAGGAUGACAAAGGAACAUCUUAAGAGGAUACAGAGGAAUGAAGACUUGGAAGUUACUGACAAUGCAAUAAUCUAUUACACCAAGUCAUAUGACUAUUUGAAUCGACCUGAGCGGGAAGAAUUGGAGUGUGUGUUGCUCACGUUGUCAUAUUUGGCUCGCAUCUGAAUAAACCCCUCUAAUAUGGCCUUAUUCUUGUUGGCUCAGGGAAGUCUAUACAAUACCGCAGUGUUCGUCGUCCGUCGUAGUAUCCUGUGACACGUUUCGAAACCGCUGGGGCUAUGAACUUGAAACUUUGUUGUCAAUUCUGAUAAUUGCUUAACUACUUGUCCGAUUGUCACCAAAUUGAUCAACAUGGAAACAUCUUACCACCAUGCAGUAUUACUUGCACAUGGGUUUUUAGCUCACCUCUUAGCAGAGGUGAGCUUAUCCCAUACCGUGGCGUCCGUCGUCCGUCGUCGUCGUCGUCGUCGUCGUCGUCGUCGUCGUCCGUCGUCCGUUAGCAGGGCACGUUUCGUAACUGUUAGAGCUAUUGAGUUGAAACUUGGUACACAUGUACCCUUAUGUAAUGACACCUGGGAGACCAAGUUUCGGUCCGAUUCGUUUCAUGGUUUGGCCACCAGGGGGCCAAACGUUAAAAGUGAAAAUAUGCAAUAUCUCCCUUAAUAGUAGUCGGGAAAUUUUGAAAAAAAUAUGGUAGGUACUUCUAGCAAAGGUGCAUCAUAUAUC
Messenger RNA from Lineus longissimus, 1764 nucleotides. RefSeq lists its product as uncharacterized. NCBI's taxonomy places the organism in Eukaryota, Metazoa, Nemertea, Pilidiophora, Heteronemertea, Lineidae. The transcript is spliced from 5 exons. The record is from RefSeq and is a predicted model, not a curated record. Bases 16 to 1203 code for a protein of 395 amino acids.